GAAACAAAACUAAUCUAUAUUAUUUGUUUGACAGGUUGCGCAAGCAUUAAUUUGCGUCAUCAUCUGUUUCCGCUCGUCUUUGUUUGAAGUUUACAGAGCAUUUAAUUAUUGCACAGGCUCUGUGCACAGGUAUUUCAACUGAAUUAUACGUCCCUGUUGUACGCCUUCUGUUCAUAAUUUCAAAUGGGAAUUCGAUAAAGAAACGAAGAUGUCAUGUGAAAGAAGUCUUCAAGAGGUACUUGAUACUUGAUACUAUACGAUAUAAAUGUCCUGUGGCCGCUGAGAAAUUUUACCGUACCUGAGUAAUCUUAAAAUCUGCAUUACUUGGCUUGUAUUGAACUAAUUCAGUACAGUCUCAGAGUGUUGUUUAAUACUUUAAUUGCUAAAGAAGUGUUAAUUAUUUUAAGCAUUUUCAAACAACACGUACACCCAACCAUGUCAGUGCUCCCAGCGUUAAUAUGAAUAUUAGAAUACGACAUCUGUCGACAUGUUCAAGAACAAAUUUGUUAGUAUAAUUUCAGAUAUCGAUAAGCUAAAUUUAGAAUUCUGUAAGCGUAUUUUAGGAGUUCAUGCCAAGUCUAGUUCAUACUCAAGACUAAUCUAGCAGUUCUUACCGAGCUACGAUCAGUUUCAAAAAUCUUGGGACAGAUGCCACAAAACCUUUGAAUUUCAACAAAACAUCAAUCACCCCCGCCCCCUGUUCAAUGUUGUGUCCCAUUUCUCGUCAGGUUUGAUGUGUUUUGGUUGGAGCAACAUUGAUUGGGGUGGGGGGAGGGGGAGGGGAGCGGUAUUGUGUGUAAAAAACUGUAAUGAUCCACUUACAAUCUAAAACUACAUGUGUCCCAACAACUUCUGAAAGUGAUUGUCUGGGCCCCAUAUGUCAUAACACCAUUGUAUAUCUCAAAAGUACAGGGGAUAGAAUGCUCUGCGAACGAAGUAUUUCUGCUCCAUUUCGUUCACAGAAGAUCUAAUAUAACAUUUUAAAACAAUUAAGUUCCAUUAAAAUUCUCAAAGUUAAUAAUUAACAGGGUAUGAAUAUAACUUGUUAGGUCAUAUAGCAUUCUUAAUCGUUGUUUGUUUUUACAAAUUUCGGCAGAGUACAAGUGGGUUAUUUGAGAGGUUAUAUAGUCUGUCAAUAUAAAGAUAGGUAUCGCGAUUGUUUUAUGCUAUAUCACACGAUAUGUCACACUUACUAUUAAUUUAUAGCAUAGUAAUAUAACAUCCGGUUACUUUCACAUGCGGGUACUUUCGCAUGCGGGUACUGCUAAUUCGGGUACUCCGAAGGUAAAGAACGUUUGCUUUAUAAUCACUUAUGGUCAAUGUGACAUUUCACAUCUUUCUAGAGCACAAUUUGCAGAUAUAAUUGUCGACGCAUGGGUAGGAAGGAGCACUAAGUAGGUGGGAAUGUCGGAGGCUCAUGGAAUGGGCGGUAGUCACUUCACACAGCAAAAAAAAAUUGUCCACAAGAUCGAGGUGGCGAGCUAUCGGAAAGCUCGAGAAGAGUAAAUGUGGCAUUUAAUUGAACCUUUCCGCAGACAAUCUCAAAAAUUACUAUUCAGCGUAUUCGUACGUGAUAAAGGAAGACCCGAACUUGGUGAUUUCUCCAGGGCUUAUAGACCUCCCCAAUGCUGACGCGUUAGCGAGGACUAGCGCGACCCGCCGAAGCAAGAAAGUUGCACAGGCUUCCAAAAAUAUGUAACGAAAGGGACUCGCAGUAUAUGGCGUUGUACGCAUUAUACAACACUGAUGUUAGUGUUAUACGCUAAUUAUGCUAAUAAGCAUUUCCGGACGAGACGAAUGCAAUGAAACUAACAUCGGUUGACACUUCGAUUGUCACUAUAGAAAUAUGAAAUAACAGGCAACUAGACAUCUUUUAAAACAGAACAAGGCUAAGAAUAAUCUGUUGAGAAUGUCUAACAAUGUAUUUGCUAUUAAUGAAAGGGUUUGAAAUUGAUUAAACCAAGUUUUGGAUCGAUUGACACUUUUUUACAUAAAUAAAUCUGAUAUAUCAUAGUGAUAUGUCUAGAGUUGAGUGUCAAUCGUUACAUUUUAUACAAUUUAUAUACUUUGUGAUUAAGUAGAACCCGUAAUAUAUCAAUAAGCGCUCCCUAAACACGUUUGCUUAGUACUUAAUGUUCUGAAAAUGAUUAUGCCGCGACAAUUGAAAGUUAUAUCAAUGAAAAUACUAUGUGUUUCAAAGUGACAACCGAGUGUCAACCGAGCACGUGUUCAACCCGUUUUAUAUUUCAUACAUGUUUUCAUGUCAAAUAUGCACAAUCUUUAAGUGGUCUUCGAUAACUUACCUUUGCAUUUUAUUUAGCAUUAACCUAGGUCGAUAAUUAACCAGAUAGAUGUAUUUUCUCCCUUGCAUUCGCUCGGCAUACUACCCUCCCCACACUCACAUCUUUCAGUAUAAGCUCAUUUAUAAUACACUGCUGGAUUGUGUUACAUUUCACCCCCCAAAGAUAUUGACCACAACCGAAGCACAGUAAGGACGUUACAUAUGCCAAUGCAAUUCAGUAAACAUGUUAUACUAAAUGCCAUAUGAUUCUCGCGAAACUGAUAUUCUAAAAUACCCGGUAAUUCAAAGAGGUUAAAUAUGCCUUUCAUUGCCUUUCAGACAAUCAGUUUCAAAAGUCAUGGGACAGAUGCCACAAAACCUUUGAAUUUCAACAAAACAUCAAUCACUCCCGCCCCCUGUUCAAUGUUUUGUCCCAUUUCUCAUCAGGUUUGAUGUGUUUUGGUUGGAGCAACAUUGAUUGGGGGAGGGGGAGGGGAGCGGUAUUGUGUGUAAAAAAACUGUAACGAUCCACGUACAAUCUAAAACUACAUGUGUCCCAACAACUUCUGAAAGUGAUUGUAGGUAGAGUGCGGUUCAUCGUGAAAUAGCAGCACGGUUUCAAUCCGUUCCCAGAUAACCUGCACUCCGACAGUGCUGGCCUCUCGUCCCUAGGGUCUCUCGGCCACACACAUACUCCCUAGGCCCUGGGACACACAGAUUCACAGAACCGGAAGUGUAUGAAAACUUGGAGUAGUUUCUAAAGCGCAUACUCUUGAACUGGGACGCUUUAGCACCCGUAACAAUUGUCACAGUGAAAUAUUACGAAGAAACGAAAUAUUUGUGUUCACAUAGUUUAUAGAGUAAUUUUGCCAGCGAAAACUGCUCAACAUCUGCAAAAUAGCAGUUCUCUGAGAAGCCAAUUAGAUCUCUCCCUUUAGUCGUCUAACGCAGAGCCUAAUUUUCAACGAGUGACCGAGUGAAAAUGGCCCUGGGGACGAGAAUGGCCUGACACCAGAAAACCUCUGAAUCCAGGCACCAGGAUAAUUCUCAGAGUGUUAAAUUCACUAAAUUCACAUCGUCGUCCCACGAUCGUGGCCCUGGGGACGAGGAUGAUUUCUUGUUAGAUAAUAUUAGGUGUUUGAAGAAUACUAUGUAAUAUUAGGUCUUUGAAGAAUACGGUGUAAUAUUAGGUCUUUGAAGAAUACUGUGAUUAUGUCCAAAAUUGAUAUACCUGUAUAUCUAUCUAAAUAUAUAUUAAAAGUGAAUUGUGUAAAAGAUAUAAUACCAUAUGGAAAGAUCAGAUUCAACAGUGUAAUAAAUUGCGUAUCUUAAACUUUGUAGUUUGAAUUAUUCCAGUUUUUCUAACGGACCAUAUCUCCCUCAAGGUUCCCUCUAGUUAUUGACUGUUUUACUGUUGUAUAGUUGAAUGACCUAUCAAAAGAAAUAAGAAGUGAGGGAGGUGUCUCUAUUAAGAACCGGGUAUAUUUGUUUAAAACAUACCUGUCAUGUUUCAUUGGUAAGUUAGAAGUUAGCAAAUUUACGUGUCUUGACCAACAUAGUUUAUAAAUAAACUGAGGAAUGUUAUACACAAUUAAACUUAGUCAAGUGGUUUUAGGCAAUAUAGUUUUUGAAAUAAACUUUCUAUAAAAAUCUGUGCAGGUUAUGACUUAAUUGAUUGGUUUAUAAAGACUGGACAUGCUCAGACAGGAGCUGAUGCUGUGAAGCUUGGAGAGGUUUGUAACGACUGUCUCUUGUGAUUUAGCAGUUACCAGGUGUAUACUAAAAGAAAAGUUUUAUUUCCUGCAGGAUCUUCUGAAUGCAAAUAUCAUUCAUCACGUGUUGGAUAGACAUCAUUUCAGAGACCAUUAUUUGUUUUACAGAUUUCGCCAAGAUGGUAACUAUGAAAUUUUUAAAAAUAAUCAGCCAAGACGAAACACUAGCUUUAAUGCACGAAUAUUGUACAUUGAAUAACGUGCAUUCACCUUUUGUUUGUGGUAUUACUCUUAGUGUGCAUCACCGGGCAAGCUGAAAAGUUUGCCUGACCACGGUGAGAAUCGAACCCGCGACCUUUGGAAUACUAGUCCAAUGCUCGACACACCAACUCGAACCGACUUGACCUCAUGGUAGAGCAUUGGACAAGUAUCCCAAAGGUUGAAACCGUGGUCCGAGGCAAACUUUUCACCUUGCCCAGUGUGGAUGCACACUCAGAGUAACAUCACAAACAAUCAUAUUCACCUGAGUACAUAACACCAACACGCACAAAAAGUGCAUUUACCUGUUGAGGUAUUAAUUGACUGAACUGUUCACCACUCUCGCCCCAAUGGUCUCGUUUUGCACAGACGAUUUUGCAAAGUUUUCGUGCAUGGAGAAUGAAGGUUUUGUCUCCAAUGUAGAUAUAACCUUGAUGCAUGUGCACCUGCCAUGCUAAAACAGGCAAAGAUAGAAACGUGGCCAUUGGGGGCAGAAGUGCAAUAAACAAUUAAGUCUAUUCUUUCUGUAGAUCCACCAAACGAUGUUAAUAGUGGACCCAAUGUCGCUUCAUUAAAAGCUGAAUGUGGUGCAAAAUUUUCUUGGGCGAAAUCCCCAGGUUUUGUGUUUUGGUGCAAACAUUAUUACGUGCUGAAGAAUGAAGAUACAACACUGUAUGAAUUCAAAACUGAUUUGGUAAGUAUAGUGAAAUACAAUAAUCGAAAUGAUACCCAUGGACUUAAAAUGGGAAUGGACACCCCUUUUACUCGGAAACAUAUUUCUUGUGCCACUGUUGCUCCUGUAUAUUAAACAAAGCCUCUUUUAAGCGUUGUUUGAAAGGUACUGUCCGCUUACUAGAGGUCCACUGAUUUAAAAGAUGCGACUGUGGCAGUGGACAACAGUGCAGAUUAUUGACUUUAUUCUGUCAACUAAACAAUGAAUGUUUUGUUUAAGGAUUCCUCUCCUUACCAGAAAUACGAUUUAAAAGAUGCGACUGUGGCAGUGGACAACAGUGCAGAUUAUUGCAUUGCUUUGAAACUUGCUGAUCUACAGAUGGGAAGUAUGUGGCUAAAUCUUGUCUCUAGUUACCCGUCCAGCGUGUUAUUAUAA
Paramuricea clavata is the source of this 5359-nucleotide messenger RNA. The record is from the annotation of a GenBank genome assembly. Lineage: Eukaryota; Metazoa; Cnidaria; Anthozoa; Malacalcyonacea; Plexauridae.